UCUUUAUAUAUUCCAUCCAAGUCCGCCACCAUCACCUUCAAACACACUCUCGCUUCUCUCUCUCUCUCUCUCUCUCUCUCUCUCUCUCUCUCUCUACAAUGGAUAACCACAACCGGUUGAAACUGAAAAUCUCCCGCUUCCUCCGAUCAUCAUCAUGCGGGUCUUGUAAGUCCCGAACCACCUCGGACGUCAUCGCCCGACCCGAAACCCUCCCCCACACCCACCACCAGUACCAACUGAUCGACCUCUUCUCUCCCAACCCCCACCCACUGCCUUCCAUUUUCAGACCCAAGCCAGAACUCUUUUCACUACCCAAAGUACCCCACCCGAGCCCUCUUCUCACCCCACGAAAAACCGAUGGCCCAAAAUGCCCCCCUGCUUCACCCAUGUCCCCUUUCAUCGCAUUUUCCGAAUUCCAACAACCAGAGUCGAAACCCAGAAGAAAAAAGUCGAGAAAGAAGAGGAGUAGAGCAAAAACGACCCAGUUGUUAAAAAGGGGUAAUUCCGACAAUUACUAUGAUGAUAGCGAAGCAGAGGAUGAUGACGAUGAGAAAACGACUCUGUUCUCCUCCGUUUCUCUCUCCUCCGAUUCGUCCGAUUCUUUCAGGAGAAACAGAGUGAGUUACAAGGUGAACAGGCCGGUAACGGGGGAAUGCGAGAUGGGUUUGGCUCCAUUGCAGGGGAAAGUGAAAGACAGCUUCGUGGUGAAGAAGCGGUCGAGCGACCCGUACGACGAUUUCAGGAGCUCGAUGGUGGAGAUGAUCAUCGAGAGGCAGAUUUUCGGAGCGAGGGAUCUGGAGGAUCUGUUGCGGACUUUUCUUUCGUUGAAUUCGUAUCAUCAUCAUAGGGUAAUCGUUCAAGUGUACACGGAGAUUUGGGAUGCUCUGUUUUCUACGUUGUCUUGAAAUGUGGUUGUGUUUUUAGGGAGAAUGGUUAGUAGUCUCUAGAGUAAGGAUUGAAAUUAUCCAAUCCACGUUGAUUAUCUUAGUCUUUGUUGAUGGUAAACGUCGAGAUUAGCCAGUGAAAGGCCACGCGUUGGAUACGUUGAGCCACUGAAAAUUUAUUCGAUCGUUAAUUUCGGAAUUUCGAGAGUAAAGUUGUUCUGUCA
Messenger RNA from Rhododendron vialii, 1108 nucleotides. Its product is annotated as transcription repressor OFP8-like. The transcript has a single exon. Bases 99 to 905 code for a protein of 268 amino acids. The record is from RefSeq and is a predicted model, not a curated record. NCBI's taxonomy places the organism in Eukaryota, Viridiplantae, Streptophyta, Magnoliopsida, Ericales, Ericaceae. Gene Ontology annotation, biological process: negative regulation of DNA-templated transcription.